GCAUAAUUCUCAGGACAUUACAGCUGAAUUUUUAAGAGAAAUUGAAUUACAUAUUGUUAUAACUUCUGUUAGUGGUUUUGUAAAUCGCUGCUAUGGUAUUACCAAAGAUCCAGAAUCUAAUAAUUUUAUGAUGGUGAUGGAAUAUGCAGAAAAUGGCAGUUUAAGACAAAUGUUAAAUAAUAGUUUUAACUCAAUGAAAUGGGAUAUAAAAUUAGAAAUUUUAAAAAGGAUUGCAAAUGGCCUUAAAGAUAUUCAUGGCCAAGGAUUAAUUCAUCAUGAUUUUCAUUGUGGUAAUAUAUUAAAUAGCAAUAAUAAUUAUACUUAUAUUACUGAUUUAGGAUUAUGUCGACCAGCAAAUGUAAUACCUUCUCAAGAUGAAUAUAAAAAAAUGUAUGGAGUAUUGCCUUAUGUAGCACCUGAGGUUUUAAUAGGAAAAGAAUAUACUCAAGAAAGUAAUAUAUAUGGAUUCGGAAUUAUUGCAUAUGAAGUCUGUACAGGGCUUCCUUCUUAUCAUGAUAUUGCUCAUGAUAAAAUCUUAGCUAUUAGCAUUUGUAACGGGCUUAGGCCAAAAUCUGAUUAUAAAAUCCCUAAACUAAUUUUGGACAUAAUUAAACAAUGUUGGGAUGCUGAUCCUUCAAAACGACCUAAAGCAAAUGAAUUAUAUGAUUCAUUAUAUAAUUUAUAUUACAAUAAUAUGCAAAAUUAUAGUGGUGAAAUCAAUAAGCAAAUUGAAGAAGCAGAUAAAAUCAAUGAAAAGUUUACUACUACUUCAUUACCAUAUAAUGGUACUACUCUUUCAUAUACUACAAAUCCUCAAGCAGUUUACAAGAGUAGACUUUUAGACUUUAAAAAUCUUCCAGAACCAAAAAAUGCUAUCGAUAGCAAAGACAAUGAUUUAUUUAAGUAUUCAGAAUCCAUAGAAGCAAUAGAUUUCACUAAACUCAGCCUAGAUAAAAACAACUAAAAGAAAGAAAAGGAAGAGAAUUUACAAUUUUCAUAGUAUAUAUUUCUUUAUUAGUAUCUAUUAAUUGUUAUUUAUUUUUUUUUAUUACUACUACAGUAUAUAUAUUUUAUUGGAAUAUUCUUUUUAUGACAGGAACUUAAAUAAGUAUUGAUAAACUAGUGUACAUUUGAUUUGGAUCUGUGAGUUUUAAUGCUGAAAAUAAAAUUUAUGCUAAAAAUUAGUAGAGGUUGAUUGAAUAAUAAUAUUAAUAAUCUUACUAAUCAUAACUGAUUAAUUAAUUUGGUUAAUAUAAAAAAAAAAUAUAUUAAAAUUUUUUUACUCAUAUGUUUAGU
Messenger RNA from Rhizophagus irregularis DAOM 181602=DAOM 197198, 1296 nucleotides. Lineage: Eukaryota; Fungi; Glomeromycota; Glomeromycetes; Glomerales; Glomeraceae. The record is from RefSeq and is a predicted model, not a curated record.